GACGUCAUAUGUUUACAUACAGAGAACAAGGAGCUGGUUUGUCGUCGCAGUGCCUCUGACCAGAGCUCGGCUCGUGUCUUUUAACGCGCAAACAAUGGCAACAGAUAUCGAGACCCUCGCCUCUUUCGAAGAGGAACACUAUGACCAGUACGAGUAUUAUAACCUGAUUGAAUUCUCCUGCCACGCAGGCGGCAAAGGGAGAACGAAGAGAGAGAUCGGGCUGCAUACCAACCGCCAUUGCCCUGCUGGUCACGAACGGAAGAUCGCGGAGAAGUUUCACAACAGCGAGUUAAAGCGAAGGAGAUCCAAAAGCACGUCUUCUUAACAGGCGGAUCGAAGGUUUUCCCUUUACACAGAUCUGGAUUUACGGACCCAAAACUUAAGACACGGCUGACCAGUGUUCCCUUGAAUGUGGCUCAGCGUGUCUGGAGUUCUCUUCGUCCCUGAGAAUGGAGACCGAGUAUUGCGAUAUGUGCUUUGAUGCCUGUCAGGGCCGCCUUAGGGUUUCUCUUAACUGUAGACCCUCAAUGAGGUUUUUAACCGUCAUGUUACUGUGAGUGCAAUGCUAUUUGUAUGCAGCACUUUUCUGAAAAGGUUUAUAAUAAAACUUUGACCUCUGGUGUGAGAAUAUCCCAGGAUUUGACCUCUGCUUGUUGUGUAUUCCACACUUCAUGGCUGAUCUUUGUUGUAUGUGCACAAUAAAGUCAGAAACUAUUGAUCUUA
Molecule: messenger RNA, 723 nt
Organism: Lepisosteus oculatus (spotted gar)
Lineage: Eukaryota; Metazoa; Chordata; Actinopteri; Semionotiformes; Lepisosteidae
Source: RefSeq, a predicted model, not a curated record